CUGGUUUGGGUUCAGUUUUUCCCACCCUUGUUAUACUUCUUCAUAAUUCCUGUAAGAUCCUAUCUCCUAUCUGCGUCUUCACUCGUCAAUCAAAAGUACUGAAGAAUCGGCAUCGACAUUUCUCUCCUGUCUUCGCCGAUAAAUGGCGCGCCCAACCAGCUCUCAGCCUACCUUCUCCUCCAAUUCUCGUCCCGGCACGGUGGCACCGCGAGGAUCGGCUGCCGCCACAGCUGGAAUGCGCCGCCGAAGGAUCGGAGGGACGUCCUCUGCCGGAUCCGGAGCGGGAGCUUCCGGAAACUCAAGCAACAUGCUCAGAUUCUACACGGAUGACGCUCCAGGUCUCAAGGUGGGCCCGACCGUCGUCCUCAUCAUGAGCAUCUGUUUCAUUGGAUUCGUCACUGCUCUGCACGUCUUCGGCAAGUUCUACCGCUAUAGAUCCGGCGGCGAAGCCUGAUUCCCGUCUCUAAAUCGCAAUUCUAGGAUCAAUUAUGGCGGAGCAACAUGACUGCGGGUGACAUUCAAAGCGUGGCAGGGAACGACUUGUUUAAAUUCUGGAAAACUAGUUGAGCACUAGCCACAACUUUAUGAAUAUGAUGACUGCCUAAAAAGAGUUUCCGCACAUCACCAGCCACAUCCAGAGCAACCACGUCCCAACAUGCCCUAAAAAGACCAGGAUACCAAUUACCAAUCACGCACUAGUGCACUGCAAGGGUUAAGCUGCCAAACAGACUGCUCGAUCUCUUCUAUUUGAGGCAUCUGCAGAAGACGAGCACUGUCAAAAUUGUCAACAACAUUAGGAAUAUGUUCUAGGAACUCCUUUGGGGCAGAAGUGUCUUAAUGUUGGAAAAGUUCAAAGUAAUAUCUUGUAGCCUCCUUUUUAAUAUCUUGAGGAAAAGAAUGCCAAGAUCCAGAUGCAUCUUUAGUAGUGCAAAUAGCCAGCCUACGCGGCUUUUCUUUACCAGAUGCUUGAACAAAAUUAGUACAUGCAUCGCGUUCUUUAAUAGAGGUAAUAUUGGUAGUUUGUUGCCAAAAAGUUUCUUGCUUAAGUCUCUUGCAUAACUCAGCCUGUUUUGUGUGACUGAUCUUGUCAAGAUUAAAAGGAUCUUCUUCAUAACUGUUCUCAGCCUGUAACGCUACCAUCUCAGC
Molecule: messenger RNA, 1146 nt
Organism: Cuscuta epithymum
Lineage: Eukaryota; Viridiplantae; Streptophyta; Magnoliopsida; Solanales; Convolvulaceae
Source: the annotation of a GenBank genome assembly